AUGGCUCCUUUGAUAAGGAAACGACGUAUUGUUAUAAUAUUCGCAUGUAUGCUGAGCCUUCUUGUGUUGGUAUUCCUUUACCCGACAAAACAGUCUCCUUCUGUCAAGACAUUCACAUACCUGCCUCAAACUAGGUUCGUGGACAACAGGAAGACUGGGCAAAAUGAUAUACUGUAUGAGUACCGCAUCUUUGUGUUUACAUAUGCAAGGCCAGAAGGACUUCGCGUGACGCUGUCAUCUAUACUGAACUCAGACUACUCCAAGGCUCGUGGCAGCACAAUUGACCUGGAGGUGUUUGUGGACUAUAGGCGUGACGAUGGGGAGUCCAUAAAGAAUAAGCAGGCUGAAAUCCUUGAUAUUCUCAGGGGCGUUUCAUGGCCGUAUGGUCGGUACAGAAUACAUCAGCGGUACACCAACAUUGGUCUCCGAUACUCAAUCAUGGAGGCGUGGCAGCCAGUGAGCGACCGCGAGGUGGCUGCUUUCUUCGAGGACGAUGUGGAGGUGUCUCCGUACUGGUUUUCCUGGGUGGCCGAUGCGCUCGUCCGCUACGCCCCGAUCGGUGCAAAUCAUGCGAUAGAGGUGGACCCCCGGUUUAUUGGUUUCUCUUUAUUUCGCCCACCCUACUGUCAACUCUCAUCACGGUACGUCACAGUCAACAACGGUUACGCACCAUUCUUGUUGCAGCAGCCCAGUAGCUGGGGAGCGGUGUACUUCCCCAAACCUUGGAGAGAGUUCCGAGAGUUCUUUGAUGAAACAAAGGACUUGGACAUUCAGGUGAAGAUGGGUCGUGGUCAGCGUGAUCCGUUGAGCAACAAGUGGGAUUAUCUCACCUCGUGGAAGAAGUACCUGAUAUACUACAUGCANUAUUGUUAUAAUAUUCGCAUGUAUGCUGAGCCUUCUUGUGUUGGUAUUCCUUUACCCGACGGAACAGUCUCCUUCUGUCAAGACAUUCACAUACCCGCCUCAAACUAG
This is a messenger RNA of Trypanosoma theileri, 972 nucleotides long. RefSeq lists its product as uncharacterized. The record is from RefSeq and is a predicted model, not a curated record. Bases 1 to 972 code for a protein of 323 amino acids. NCBI's taxonomy places the organism in Eukaryota, Euglenozoa, Kinetoplastea, Trypanosomatida, Trypanosomatidae. The transcript has a single exon.